GCAGGCGUCAAUGUGUGAUUCUGGGAACGCGCCCCCAAAGAGCACGGACCUCACUUGACUGGGGUCAAUCCCUAAAACAGCAGAGUGGGAUCGAUGGCCGCGACAAGCCGCCGGGUUCGGUCAGAGUGUGCGUCAAGCGCGCAACACUCAGCGGGCGCAAUCGUUCCUUCGGCCGCGCGCGCGGAACAGGAGCGCACGCGGGAGAGGACGCGUGGCGUCCCCCACGAGGGCAGCGGCGAUGUCGGAGCAGCCUAUAUAAGAGCCUCCAAGAUGCCGCGGAUCCGACAUUCGCGCACUUGCUGCCGGCGCAUGUCAAGACGCGCCUCUGCCGGCGACGCGCGGCCGCGGCUCCGCUCUCGCGCGCUCUCCAGGCUGUAGACGCACGCGUUCCAACGGCAGCCCGGGUCAGAGCCCCCGCGGGAGGACCCGUGUCCCGCCAUGCGCCUCGGCCGACGCGGGUUUCCACACCAGAAGUCGACCAAGGCAGAGUCCCAGGGCGCAGAGGACGCUCCGCGGCGCGGCCAGCGUGUCUGACCGCAGACUGGCGAGCGCGCAGAGCCGCGAGUGACUCCGCGCGAAGUUGGUGGUAUGAGAGCAGCAGACGCGACGGGGGUCUCUCUGGGUUCCGGGUCACCGAGCAAGUAGCCGCCUCCUCCGCGGGCCCGGACGAUGGACACUCUGAGCCUGUCCGUGAACGCGGUGUCGUUCACCGUGGCGGCCGAGCUGCCCGCCACCGACGACCCGUUCAACGCGCCCAUCAGGAACAUCGCGCCGUGGAACUUCACCAUCCUGGCGGUGCUCAUGUUCGUGGUCACCUCGCUGUCGCUGAGCGAAAACUUCCUGGUGAUGUUCGUCACUUUCAAGUUCAAGCAACUGCGACAGCCCCUGAACUACAUCAUAGUCAACUUGGCCAUCGCUGACUUUCUCGUCUCCCUCACCGGCGGAGUAAUAAGUUUCCUGACGAACUCCAGGGGCUAUUUCUUCCUCGGGAAGUGGGCUUGCAUCCUGGAGGGCUUUGCUGUCACUUUUUUUGGCAUCGUAGCCCUGUGGUCACUGGCCGUUCUGUCCUUCGAGCGGUUUUUCGUGAUCUGCCGGCCCCUGGGGAACAUCCGACUGCAGGCCAGGCAUGCGAUCCUGGGUCUGCUGUUCGUCUGGACCUUCUCCUUCAUCUGGACCUUCCCCCCAGUGCUGGGCUGGAACAGAUACACCGUGAGCCGGAUCGGGACCACCUGUGAACCUGACUGGUAUUCAACCAACAUAGUGGAUCACAGCUACAUCAUCACUUUCUUCACCACCUGUUUCAUUUUCCCUCUCGGACUGAUAUUCUUUUGCUAUGGAAAACUCCUCCGGAAGCUCAGGAAGGUAUCUCAUGGUCGUCUGGCCACUGCCAGGAAGCCAGAGCGACAGGUGACCCGCAUGGUGGUGGUCAUGAUUGUCGCUUUCAUGGUGGGCUGGACGCCAUACGCAGCCUUCUCCAUACUGGUCACUGCUCAUCCGACCAUUGAACUCGAUCCGAGGCUGGCUUCCAUCCCCGCCUUCUUUUCCAAGACAGCCACCGUCUACAACCCAGUCAUCUAUGUCUUCAUGAACAAACAGUUCAGGAAAUGCCUAAUCCAGCUCUUCACCGGCAUGGGGACCAUCCCAGACGGCAACAUGAACCAGACCUCCGAGCGACCCGGGAUUACUGCAGAGAGUCAAACAGGAGAAAUGUCAGCGAUUGCAGCCCGCAUCCCCCUGGGUGGCAGUGCAUCACCCAGGUCUGACGAUUCUCAAACCGACUGUGGCUCCUUUGCUCAGCUGCCCAUCCCGGAGAACAAAGUGUGUCCGAUGUAACAGUAGACCUCAUCCCAGUAGGUGUUCUCUUACUGUCCUCGAGAUCACCAGGGCCCAUAAUAACCUUCUGUAAUCUAGAUACUGUUUGGACUUUUACUGAACUUUGGGAGAUGGAGGGCGCAAAACAGAGUAGGCUCUUGAAAGGGUUUUUACGGUGGAUGCUGUAAAGGCAAAAGAAAUUAAGGACAGACACGGAACAUUAAAAAUGUUUUGUGCGCUGACAUGUUUCAGUAGUUUGUUCAAUAUUUGAAAAGGCACAACAGCGGGGACAAGAAGGAGUCUUGAAAAUGCCCAGCUCUUCAUCCACUAGAUAGCUUGUUAAUAUUUGCUUGCUGGACUCCCCAUUGUCCUGAUAUUAGAGAAUAUUUGGAAUGUUCUCGUGACCAUCACUACAAACCUGCUCGUGUGUCACAUCAGAGGGCACUUGAUUCAACUAUAUAGCAUCAGCCUUCGUAUACCCGUGGAAAAAAAAAGAGACUGCUAAAAAUGCAAACCUUGACAUCAGUUAGUAUAGUGCUAGCCAGUUUGGGUUUUUUUUUCCCUUUUCAAAACACCACAAUACAUCCAGCCUUUCAUCUCGUCCUCGCCUUCUCCUUUGAAGCCCUGUGAUGGCGCCUGCAGAGAGAGCGUUGUUUUUCUAUGCUGUUUCAGUACAUUGGCAGCGCGUUCCUCAUUCAUCUCCGCUCGUCAAGAUGACGGAGUGGUCUUCUGAAUCUGGAUACUUUCACCACACUUUAGCCCGCGUAGACUAGAUUGGGUCAAAGCUUUCAUCUUUAGCGAAGAUGGGCAUUGGGACUUCAGGAUGCAGGUCUCCUAGUGUCUCUUUUGCAGAUAUAGGAGGCCGAUGCAACAUAUUCAUGAAGUUCCAUCAGGGGAUAAACAAACAUGCACAGAACCGAGUGGCACACGUACACACACACUACACACAAAGAUUGCAGUACACUGCCUGUAUUAAAACAAGCGCUCUAUAGGCACUGUGGAGACAAAGCACUAAUAAAUGUCUUGGCACAAGAGUAGCUCUACUGAGCAGCCGUGUGCAAAAAUGAGUAUUCCCAUCAUUGGCACAGGUUAACAGCAAAAUUAAAGCUACACUGUCACGCGGUUGAACACUUCGGCGUUAGCUACUGUAGACGCAGCGGUGAGAUGUAAAAUGUCUUCUUCUUGACUUUGUGGUGCAUGUUUGUUCACUAUUACUGGAUAUUUGUCAAAACACUGUAUUCUCUUGAACAGCGAUUCACUGUGUUGAAAAAAGUAACACUGUGGUUUCCGUUUGCAAUGAACUAAGUGUGUGUUCUAAUCGUGUCUGGCACCAUUUAUCAUCUUUGAGCAUCGACGCAUCCGCGUCCAACUAAAUGUGAUGCCUCGUAGUUAGCAAAACAGCACGAGACCACGGUAAAGAAAACUGGCAAGUUAGCUUCUAUCUCACAGACAUGUUUCCCAGAAUUACAAUUUAAUAUUGCUUUGUUUUUAACUAUGGAAACUACAACUUUUUCACAACAUUUUUGCAACUUAAACCUGCACUAAUCAUUGUUUUUCGUAAUCGGUAAGGCUUCUGUGUUCUGUGAAAGAGGCGCUAAUAGACGUAAAACCCAAUUUUUUUUAAUUUGUGAAAAUGACGGCUUUGGCAGUAAAGAACGCACAAGGAGCAGCGUCUUAGACAGUGGAAUAUCGCUGUCAAAUGUUGCAGCAUCAUUUACAGAGGACAUAGUGUGCAGUGUCCGGAUUGAGACGGAGUCAACUUUUGCAACUAGCCAGUCUGGUUAUCUAACUAGCUAGCUUGCAAAGACACUUUGCAAGAUCUAAAUAUUUUUUCUCAAAGGAGGUCAUUUUCAGAUUUACAUAUAUUAAAUGGCCUAAAACAUAACUCUGAACAAAAGCUAAUAUUCUCGAGUUCUCUGUAUGCGAGUGUAAGUUGACAACAUUUGGCUAAAAGCUUAGAAAUAUGUGUGGUGGCAGUUCUUCCCCUCCGACAUAAAAAGUGAACCAAAAAUAAGAAGCUUUCAUCUGUCAUGCACCCUAUUUUGUAGCAUAGGUAAUCCAUCCGAUGUGAAAAUGUCCAAGCCAUAUCUCAUAUUUUUUAAAGCAGUGUAUACAAAAAUGUGUCCGAAUUUGCUGUUACUGUUUGUAAAAGAAAUAUAAUUGCUCUACUCCAGUAUGGCCAUGUUUUGUGUUUCCACAUGAUCAGUGUUACAGUCAACCUCUUCCAAGUUGUCUUGCAAAUGGUCCUCAAUCAAGAGGCUAUCAGUUGAUUGGCUGUUAAGUGUAAACACAACUUGUAAAUGCAUAAUUUGCAAACACUCCCUAGAAGAAAAAAAUAUUUAAACCCGAGUGUUUUUCAGAUAUCUCUCUUGGCCCUGCUGAAUAACGCAAAAAUAUGUAUGAACUUUCUCUGGGAUAAUACAUGCAACCAAUCAAUUGACAUACAAUGGUCAAACAUCAAUCUGACAACGAAGUAUGGCUCGAAUGGUUUGUAGCCUGACCUCUGCAGUAAGGCCAAAUAAGAGUUUUGUUAUAAAUGUACCACGUAAGGUUUUACAUGGGUAGCUCAGCUUUUUUUUUUUUACAUUAUAUGAUAUGACUUAUUGACUGAAAAGGUACAUUAAUGUGUGGACGUGAGCCCAGGCAAGGCACCCCAGUGAGCCAGGGGCUUCAUUCAAAAAUCAUCAUCAGAGGCAGCGACGCCACACGACCAGGAAAAAGAAAAGUUAAUGUUGCGAGAGCCCCUUUACUGCAUGACAGUCUUAGUUUUAGUGUGGGCCAAGGAGCCGGAGUAUUUAGUAAUACACUGGUUUAUUUUAGCAAACAAAAUGGAAUUUUGUGAGGAGAAAUGAGCUGCAGAUAUUGGCACAAGAUGUUCAAUAUUACUUUGUUAUAUCGUUGCUUGAAAUGUGUGUUGGUGUGUAGGGCCAUGUCUUGAUAGGAAAUCUACAACCUCAGCUCUGCCUACCUUUGUAAUGUCUAUUCAUCAAUAGAACAUCUGGUCAGUGACACCUGUCUUCAGUAUCAGAAAGAUGGCAUUCAAACUUUCCCCAGCCUCCCCACCACUUGCACACAUACAUACACUCAGACCCGCUGGGUUGUAGAUACAGUAGGUGUGAAGGGGCUUUUGGAUACAGUGACUUCACCUUGAAGAUCGGACAGGAUAUAAAUCAAACAAACCUGCCAGUGUUACAUUUUGGUGAAAAAAAGACUGCACUGCAUGCUGAUAAAAAGGGGGGGGGGGCACACACUUCUACCAUGUAUAGAUGGGUUAUGGCUCCUAUCUCUCACUUCCCUACCCUGAAUAUCAAGCACCUCUGGUCGUCUGUUGUGUUGUACCUAGAAAGGCAUGUCAAGACUUGUUAUGCUGUAUGUUUUUGUGUCAUGAGUACUUCUGUCUUGACUUUGAUUUACAUGGGUGUAUAGAUCAUAGAUGCACGCUGGUUAUAAAAAAAUGUCUGUAUUAAAAUAUAUUUUUUGAAAAGCAA
Molecule: messenger RNA, 5300 nt
Organism: Scophthalmus maximus (turbot)
Lineage: Eukaryota; Metazoa; Chordata; Actinopteri; Pleuronectiformes; Scophthalmidae
Gene: valopa
Product: vertebrate ancient long opsin a
Exons: 5
Coding region: 670-1833 (387 amino acids)
Biological process (GO): visual perception; G protein-coupled receptor signaling pathway
Cellular component (GO): membrane; photoreceptor outer segment
Molecular function (GO): G protein-coupled receptor activity
Source: RefSeq, a predicted model, not a curated record